This is a messenger RNA of Brassica oleracea var. oleracea, 1532 nucleotides long. RefSeq names its product auxin-responsive protein IAA9. Gene Ontology annotation, cellular component: nucleus. Lineage: Eukaryota; Viridiplantae; Streptophyta; Magnoliopsida; Brassicales; Brassicaceae. The transcript has 6 exons. The record is from RefSeq and is a predicted model, not a curated record. Gene Ontology annotation, molecular function: protein binding. Gene Ontology annotation, biological process: regulation of DNA-templated transcription. Bases 232 to 1221 code for a protein of 329 amino acids.
UAUCUUUUUAUUUUUUAAUUUCCGUCUCGGCUACGAGUUUUGAGGUGUGAUGAUAAUAAUAAAGCUUUUGUGCUUUAAUGGAAGGAACUUAACACCUCUCUCUUUUACAGCUCCUUGAUUAUUCUCCUUCUCUGUUAAUAUCUGAAUCUAAUCGAUCUUCUUCUUCGUGAGCUCUAUUUUCCGGCAGCGAUUCGUUUUGCCUUUCAGUUGAAGAAACCGUAAGUUUUCGAUAUGUCACCGGAAGAGGAGCUGCAGAGCAAUGUCUCUGUGGCAAGUUCUACCAGGAACAUUGUAGGAGUACUCAAGGAGCAUAACUACUUGGGUCUCUCUGAUUGUUCCUCUGUUGGGAGCUCAAAUCUCUCCGGCCUUGCAGAUGAUGACAAAGCCACUAUCAGCCUCAAGGCCACUGAGCUCACACUUGGCCUUCCUGGAUCACAGUCUCCUGCUAGAGACACUGAGCUCAACUCACUUGGUCCAGCUAAGCUCGAUGAGAAACUUUUCUUUCCUUUGCUUCCUUCCAAAGAUGAGAUUUGUUCCUCCUCUCAGAAGAACAUUGCCUCAGGGAAUAAAAGAGGCUUCGCUGACACUAUGGAUAAAGUUCCUGUUUAUACUGAGAAAAACUGGAUGUUUCCUGAGGCGGUGGUAGCCACCCAAUCUGUUAUAAAGAAGGAAGUGACACAGAACAUACCUAAAGGAAAGCUGAGCACUACAAACAACAGCUCUAGCCCACCUGCAGCCAAGGCACAGAUUGUUGGUUGGCCUCCAGUGAGAUCAUACAGGAAGAACACAUUGGCCACCACUUGUAAGAACAGUGAUGAAGUUGAUGGGAAGCCAGGUUCUGGGCCUCUCUUUGUGAAGGUCAGCAUGGAUGGUGCUCCAUAUCUGAGGAAAGUUGACCUGAGGAGCUACACUAACUACGGGGAGCUUUCUGCAGCCUUGGAGAAAAUGUUCACCACUUUCACUCUUGGUCAAUGUGGAACUAGCGGAGCUACAGGGAAAGAUGUGCGUAAUGAGACCAAACUCAAGGAUCUUCUGAAUGGAAAAGACUAUGUGCUCACUUACGAGGACAAGGAUGGGGACUGGAUGCUUGUUGGCGACUUUUCAUGGGAGAUAUUUAUUGGUGUCUGCAAGAAGCUCAAGAUAAUGAAAGGCUGUGAUGCCAUUGGGUUAGCUGCAGCUCCAGCACCUAGAACAAUGGAGAAAUCGAAGAUGAGAGCUUAAAGACUUGUUGGAAAAUGAUUCAGAAGCUUUCUAAUUAUACUAAAAUAUGUGCGGUUCCCUUUUGGUGGUGUUUUAAAUCAAAGCUUUCUACAUCUUCAGCUUCUGAGAUAAUUAUUAUUAAGGAAAAAAAAAAGACUUACGUUUGUAAGGAAAUGAAGAAGAAUUCAAAUGAUCUAUUAUUUUGUUGUUCUUGCCUGCUUGUUUAGUCGAACCAAAUAACUCUGGAGUCUUGUCUAUGUAUGGGUUUUGAUUUCGAUGUGUGGUUUGACUUUUUUUAUUUUGGGAUAUUUUGAUGCAAUGUUUUUUUAUCU